CAGACUGGAACACCCACCAUUUGUACUUCUUCAUCGGCUGUCCACUUAACCUUUGCGCUUUGACCAUCCUGGCUGGGGAGAAAAAGGAUUUUGGGAGCUGCGGCCCCUGCCUUGGGAGUCCAGCAUGUUGGACUUGGUCAUCUGCAGACGCUUAGUAACACUGGGUGAGCGGCUUGUCACGUGACACCUGUUGCGCGCUUCUCCUUCUUACAUCGAUCUCUUCCGGCAAAGCUCUCCUAGUCGACCCGCGCUAAUCUCUCGCUGUUCGCACACUAAAGGGCCGGCAGCCAUUAGGAAGGAAGAUAACUGCAGGACGAGAAAAGCAGUGCAAGGGGAGAUAACUGGUUUGAAGCGAGACACGAGACUGCGGGUGAGGGGAGGGUGUGGCAACUGUCGCAGCAACUCGCGCUUGCCGACCGACAGCGACACAGCAGCAGCAGCAGCAGCAACAGCAAGCAGGCUAAGGCCGCGUGACGAGAGUCUGUGGCCAACUCGGCGAGAACUGCGACUGCAGCGAACAACAGAGCGAAGCUGUCCCGGGGGCUAACGACACUUGCCACAGACUAGCAGCUGCGUAAACAGCUUCACGUCGCACGAGUCCAAGCUGUCUCCUCAGCUCCGUCAGCUGCGCGCCUCUCACAGCCGUUAGCUGUAAAAGGUAGCAUCUAAGCUUUGCACAACUCGCCACGAGAAUCCAGAACUCGCAGUGUCAUCCUCCCUCGCCAGUCAUCUGUUGCAGUGUGUACCACCGGGGACUCGAUCAGACCCUAGUAGGACUACUUAAAAAAUACGUGCGUUUGAUUUUACCCCCUCCCUAGCACGCUGCUGCAGGCGUGGAAGUGGUUGAGCAAAGUGACAGAAAAUUACUGAACCACCUGCGCGUGAGAAGGAUUGUCACCACAGACCCUCAGCGUAGCUCCAUUGCAACAAGUAAAUACCUUGUUGUUGAUCCCCCCUACCACAGAUUCCCAUAGCACCAAGAAACCACAUCCCCACCCGUCUCAAGCAUCGACACCAUGGCCAGCACAGAAGCUUCUGCCAGGGAUUCCAACUUUCUGAGGCAGUUCCGGGACUUGAACACUCGUGAGUUUAAGCGGAUCACGGCCAACCAGUUUAUGGAUGUGUGGAACCACUACGAUACAGACGGCAAUGGUUUCAUCGAGGGUUCCGAGCUGGACAGGUUUCUGUACGAGCUGGUCACCAGUGUCAACACCUCCGACCUCGGUCCUGAGGUUGUGUCCCAGACUGCACUGCAAGACGCCAAGCAGUUGAUCCUAUGCGCCUUCGAUGAGAAUAAAGAUGGUCGCAUCGACAUUUCAGAGCUGGCCCAGAUUCUGCCGAUGGAGGAAAACUUCCUUCUGUUGUUCCGCAGGGAUCAUCCGCUGGAGUCCAGCGUGGAAUUCAUGAAGGUCUGGCGGGAAUACGACACAGACCACAGCGGCUACAUUGAAGCUGAUGAGCUAAAGAUGUUCCUGCACGACCUGCUCAAACAGGUCAAGAAGGACGCGGAGGUGACGGACGAGCAGCUCAUCACCUAUGCUGACACCAUGCUGCAGCUCUUUGACCGCAACAAGGACGGCAAGCUUCAACUUAGCGAGAUGGCCAAACUUCUGCCGGUGAAGGAGAACUUCCUGAUGCGACCAAUUUUCAAAUCGUCACCAGGCGCCAAGCAGUUGACAAAGGAUGACAUCACUCGUGUCUUCAACCUCUAUGACCGGGACAACAACAAGUGGAUAGAGAACGAGGAACUGCACGGAUUCCUGAAAGACCUGAUGGAGCUGAUACAAGAGGAUUACGAUGCUGAGGACAUCGAAGAGUCCAAGCGGGUCCUGCUGCAGCAGUGCGACCUCAACCGAGACGGUCGUAUAGACAAGGACGAGCUGUCCAUGGUCCUCAUCACCUUCGCGAGGGCUUCGCGGGUCGAGGACAGCGGCGCUGAAGCCGCGGCGACCGCCAAGUGAAGAAAUCUUCCACGUCAUUAUCCACCCACCCACCCAACCCACCUCAUUACCCUCCUUCCACUCUCCACUUCCCCCUCUUCCCUCUGAUCACUCGCCUUCCGGCAGAACGGUGGCGCUCGCCUUCGCAAGAAAGGAGAGUAACCCGCUGCUUCCUUCUCUCUCUCUCAAACAUUUCGUCAUGAUCACGUGAGCUUCUUCACGCGGCUGUGUCCUUCCCUUCCAACCAUUGCACAUCUCAAUCGUCCUCCAUCGUAUGUGCCAGGCCAUUGAGUGUUUGAUUAUUAAUUACUGUGGACGUGUCUUUCACAUUCAACUGCAUAUACCUUUUACUGUCCAUUAUUUUGACCUCCAUAUCAUCUUCCCAGGCGUGGAACAAAACUGUAGCUUUUGUAUAUCCCGACCAGUCCAUGUCUAUCACCUAGCAUCGAUCACGAAGGUUUGCUCGACUGUGAUUCUUGGUUUCAGGACGACUUCUUCGAGGUCAGUCGAGAUGUUUGUUCAGCGGCUGUAGCGUUCCUUAUACUCUUUUGCCCCAUUUUCUGGACCUCGGCCCCUGAUGGUCUUUGUCGGACAGCUGAGCAUGCCUUACGCACCGUACUUCCCCAAAUGGCGCCGACGAGUCUCAACAGGAAGUCAUUUUGUGCAACAUUCUUAUAACUGCCCUCCAAAUCCAAACAACCCACCCGGCCACGAACCGACGCAUGCGCAGAAAGACACUAGAGCAUCAGGCUAUACUCGGACACUCAAAAAAAAAAAUUAUAC
This is a messenger RNA of Pomacea canaliculata, 2723 nucleotides long. Its product is annotated as calbindin-32-like. NCBI's taxonomy places the organism in Eukaryota, Metazoa, Mollusca, Gastropoda, Architaenioglossa, Ampullariidae. The transcript is spliced from 13 exons. The coding region runs from base 1017 to 1961 and encodes 314 amino acids. Gene Ontology annotation, molecular function: calcium ion binding. Gene Ontology annotation, cellular component: nucleus; dendrite; terminal bouton. Gene Ontology annotation, biological process: regulation of presynaptic cytosolic calcium ion concentration; regulation of long-term synaptic potentiation. The record is from RefSeq and is a predicted model, not a curated record.